Molecule: messenger RNA, 1548 nt
Organism: Aspergillus glaucus CBS 516.65
Lineage: Eukaryota; Fungi; Ascomycota; Eurotiomycetes; Eurotiales; Aspergillaceae
Exons: 1
Coding region: 1-1548 (515 amino acids)
Biological process (GO): peroxisome inheritance
Cellular component (GO): extrinsic component of intraperoxisomal membrane
Source: RefSeq, a predicted model, not a curated record
AUGUCUGAUUUCUCGAAUGCGCCUUCGGUCCGAAUACAGCCUCCUCGCCGUUCUGCUACCCUUCCUCCUAAGCUCAAUCUUCAAAAGCAACGCAGUUCCGAAUCGUUGAGGCCCUCAGCAGACGACCUUUUCUUCCAUCCAUGCGCCAAAGUCGUUCAUUUCGCUCCUAGAGCUCUAGCCCCGAUCCCGUCCAGCACGGCUCCCUCCGAUUUCGAUUACCCGGUUGAUACUAUCGAGACCCUGCCAUGGCGAUCACCCUCUGAGAGGACAGUUGCAUUUGCGCCCUUGAGACUGCAGAAUUUGCAUGGCUUGACUGUGUUUUUGAAAUGUGGCGGUGUGGUGCAUGCAAUUCUCAAGAACUCUCAGUGUUGGUGUGUCGAUGGCGAGUCUACGUUUGUUCUGCGUGUUCGACCACUCACUUACUAUCGCAUUGAACUGCCUAGUUCGACGGAAAACAAUGAGAACUACGUUGUGCAAUUGAAGGAUGUUUUACCCAGAAUCCUGCGUUACGAGAUCACGCCCUGUCCCUUCAAAAGGGGGUUUACCGUUGAGAUACCGCAGGAGGCCAAAAUCAAGAAGCGCAGAAAGGCAUGGCGUCCCAAAGGACGAAGGGAGAGUGCGCCUGCAUCGUCGACUGCUUCUCAAGGGUCAAGCCCCAAGGAUGAGGAAGGGUGCAAGGGCAUCAGCGUCAUGAAAAGAGGCAGUGCUUGUACGGUCUUGGAGACGAUCCCGGAUGAGAAUCAGUUGCUCUCCCCUAAAAGUGUGUCUGAAGACUGGAAUGUACCCCGGCGCUCGAUUACCGACACACAAAGCUUCCAAACCUUGCUGGCGAGGUUCGAUAAUAACAAAGCAGAAUCGCAGGUCGAUCCUGACACAUCAUAUUCUUCAAGCGUCGAUUCUUUUCACUCAAUGGAUGAUUACAUGCGCCCUGAGUCUAGUGCACGUUCGACUUCUACUUCUUCAUCGUCCGUCGACCCCAACGACCUGGACCAGGACCAGCACUAUGAAACUGGAAAAUUCUUCAAGGAUGUGGAUUAUUCUGACAACCGUCCUUCCACUAGCUACUCGGAUGGAAGUUUGUGCCAAGCACCCCAAUCUCCUACGACUCGUCGAAAGCCGGAAUCCAAGCCAUUGGAGAUCCCAACUACAUCAACUGAGAAGCCAAGCGGCCUCUCACCAAUUGAGGCGAACAAAGACACCAUGAGUAGGGAAUUCCGACGUCGUGCUAAAGCAUCGACAGAGAGAGAGAUCUCCCCGAUGCCUCCGCCGUCGACCUUGUGCCGGUCAAACUCUAGAAAGAACGAUGCAAAGUCAAUUGUUCAGAAGACCUGCACAGUCGUUCUGGUGCCAUCUGUUCAGCUGUUAAUCAUUCUUAUUCAUAUUGCUGCUCAGAUUGUCAUUGGUCCUGCCUUGAACUCCAUGAGUGAAGCCCACCGGAGACUCGAAUAUCAAAUUCCUGACUCUAAAGAUACGGUUGAUGAUUUCGAUCUCCCUCUUGAACGCUCCCAGUCUCAAGAGAAUAAGUACGAUGUUUGGGCACUGGACUAA